Molecule: messenger RNA, 2414 nt
Organism: Alosa sapidissima (American shad)
Lineage: Eukaryota; Metazoa; Chordata; Actinopteri; Clupeiformes; Clupeidae
Gene: eif3jb
Product: eukaryotic translation initiation factor 3, subunit Jb
Exons: 9
Coding region: 138-917 (259 amino acids)
Cellular component (GO): eukaryotic translation initiation factor 3 complex; cytoplasm
Molecular function (GO): translation initiation factor activity
Source: RefSeq, a predicted model, not a curated record
CCAUAGGUACACACCAUCAGCCAAAUCCCGCGUUCGCCGGUAUCCAGUCAUUCUCACAAAGGCGCGCGGCGCUGGUGGAGCCUUGUCGGUGCCACUGCUACUCGCCCUGUAGUUUAACAAACUCACACAUAACCAAGAUGGCGGACUCCGACUCGUGGGACGCUGAGAACUUCGAGCCAACUGAAUCGGCAACGGCAAAAAAGCCAGUGGCGUUGCUGGACAAAUGGGAAGGCGAGGACGAGGAUGAAGACGUGAAGGACAACUGGGAUGAUGAGGAGGAGGAGGGAGGAGAACCGAAGGCAGCGCAGGAGAAGACAGAAACAAAAGUUUCGGAAAAGAAAAAAUUAAAUGAAAAGAUCAAAGAAAAGGAAAGGAAACAACAGGAAGAGCUGAGGAAAAGGUGUAUUGAUUUAAAGGCCAGCCAGGAGGCCCAGGAGCUGACCGCGGAGGAGCAGGCCGCCGAAAGGCUCCGGCAGAAGAAGGCCCAGGAGGAAGCAGACAUGGAGCUCGCCAGAGAGGCUUUCGGUGUGGAAUCUAAUGCCAUUCAAAACAGUGUUUCUGGAAUCGACGCCCUUAAUCCCUCGUCUAGGGAAGACUUUGUCGAGUUCGAGAAGCUUCUGAGGGAAAAAAUCACACAGUACGACAAGUCCAUUCAUUAUUCUACCUUCUUGGAAUCCCUGUUUCGUGAACUCUGUAUUUCAUUGGAACUGGAGGACCUGAAGAAGGUCAGCACUAGCCUGACAGUUCUACUUAAUGAAAAACAGAAACAGGAGAAGCAACUGGCCAAGGGGAAGAAGAAGAAGAAGACCAAUCUCAAUCUGGCGGGCGGAGGCCUGAAGGCGAAGAAGAAAGACGAUCUGGAUGAUUACGGCGGGUUUGGCGCUGGCUACGAACAGGACUACGAGGAUUUCAUGUGACCACGGCUUGAACUCCCAACGCUCGCGUCCGAUUCCUCCACCCCAAAACAAACAAACAAACAAACAAACACUCGACUUGACCAGCGCGUCCCUCGUGCAAGCCCAUGCCACCAGGCAAAGCUGGCUGCUGAACAAACAUGUCAUCCCUGCGCUCUGCCCUUGCCGUGUGUGAGGGCAACAUCAAAGGGAGCUGCUUACACCACUUGUCUUUUGGUCAAUAGAAAGAGAAUGAGAGAGAAAAAAUAUACAUAUAUUAUUAUAUAUUGAAUUGCCUUGUACUUUUCCUUUUCUUUUUUCUUUUUUGUGAAUUGGCCAGCCUUCUAAAAAGAAGAGCUUUAUGAAGUAAGUCCUGUGCUUCAAGUGUCCUCAUCAGUGGCUGUGCUUAACCUACACAUUUUUGCCUGAUUUUUUUUUUUUUCUUUUUUUUUUUUCUCCCCCCUCCCCCCCCCCCCCCCCCCCCCCCCCCAAAAAAGAAAUGAAAGUACAAUUUCAGAAAUAGAAUCAUGUUUUCUUGUCAACUGAAGAGAGAAAAAAGAAAAGAAAAUGUCUGACAAAAGUAUUGCUCUUUCAUAAUUGCAGUUCCAUAGAAACUAAUUUGAUGUUCUCUAUGCAAGAAAUUUCCGAAUGUUUAUAUUACUACGUGGAGUAUUUUGCUUACCUGGCGAAUUGUUGUUUUUUUUCUACUGGGAGGUGUGUAGCAUCUAGAACUACAAUUGCCAAACACAGAUCUGAUGCACAUGUCCUCGAUUUCAGAGAGUGGCUUUUAAGUUCCUAGUUCUUUCCAGGGCUUUUAAAACACACUACACAGAGGCCAGGGCCUGGAGUGAUGGAAUAAAUUAAACAAAAUAAUAACAAGUCAUUAGUCAUGAAGAGAUGCACAUUGAAACGAUGCGCAUGCAUUUCACGAAAUGCAGCUUUGCCCCUUUUGCAGCCAUCGCCGUUCUCUUUAUGGAGUAGUCCUUGCAAGCAAGCAGUGGCUAAAAACAUUCUUUAAAACAAGGAAGUUGGAGAAGAGGGAAAAAAAGCUCAAUAAAUCUAGUUUCAGAUUAACCUGGAUUUUUUGAUUUUUUUUUUUUGUGCAUUUUUAAAAGAGAUAAAAAAUGUAAAAAAGGAGAGAGGGGGUAGCUUUAAGGCACUCGUGCAGCAUGGAGGGCAAUUGGAGGCGAUGUAACAGGAGUGGAGGCUCUAGAAAGUUCUUUCAUGACUGAUCUCUUGACUCGGCUUCGGCAGGCUUGUAUCAAGUGUCUGGUGAAGCAGUUUUGGCUGGACAGAUGUAGCCAAUGGGGUUCUCAGCCUUACUGUGGAACAGUUUAGGCUUCCUCCCACCUCUUCUCACUAUUGAAAACCAUUUGCCUCCACAACUUUGGUCUGAUUUGACAUGGACAACAGAGAUCGCCUGCAAUGUUUUUUUUAAGUAUCUAAUUUAAUAAACUCAUCAGCCAAGUUCUUGGUGGUGUGAUGGAAUAAUUAAAUAAUUAAACAUGGCUGUUUGAAUCA